UUCAGAUGGUGGCGGAAAUGCACUAAUAAGCUAGUCUGCCAACCGCCAAUAAACAUUAGAAGAAGAAGAAGAAGAAGAAGAAGAUGGAUCUUUUCGGGGAUAGUGGGCGUCAUCAAGAAAUCGAAAGUAUCGCUAAGUGAAAGCUAGUGCGCGAGGCACCUGAACGUCUGCUGCUCACAGUACCGCGAUUUCUUUGUCUGAAAAUAACGAACAUUUACAUUCAUUAUGUCCAAAACUAAUGUACUGAAGAUAAACUCUGAAAAUGCAGUCAGGAUAGAAAACUACCGCCAGUCACUGUAUAAGCAGGCAGAAGAGCUGUUCUCCAAUCACAUACCUCUGAAGAUCUCACAGCUCGACAACCUGCUGAAGGGGGAUGGCUUCAGUAUCACUGACCUCUCAUCUCUCCAUGCACCCCUGGACAUUCCCAUUCCUGACCCCCCUGCUCCAGAAGAUGAGGAGAUGGAGACAGAUAAAAAUGAAGAUGAUGAGAAAAAGAAGAAAGCUCCCAAGUGUGGUUUCAUCAAAGGAAAUGAGAGGAUUGUGAAGUUGCUGGAUAUUGUAAAACCAGAGAUAAUGGCUCUGAAGGAGACCUGCAUCACUGUUUCUUGCUGGAUUUCUCAUCUAAUUCCAAAAAUAGAGGAUGGAAAUGAUUUUGGAGUUGCAAUUCAGGAAAAAAUCCUUGAGAGAAUUACUGCUGUGAAGACCAAGGUGGAGGGUUUUCAGACCAACAUUAACAAGUACUUCUCAGAGAGAGGUGAUGCAGUGGCAAAAGCUUCCAAAGACACACACGUGAUGGAUUAUCGCUCUCUGGUGCACGAGAAGGAUGAAGCAGCCUAUUCCGAGAUUAGAGUGAUUAUGCUUGAUAUACGCGGUUUCUAUGCUGAACUCUAUGAUGUCAUCAGCAAGAACCUGGAGAAAGUGACGAAUCCUAAAGGAGAAGAGAAGCCCUCCAUGUACUGAGACCGAUGCUUACUGGGACCAGCGCAGUUCUACAACUAGACCAGUUUUCCGAAUUUCUCAUUUCUUCACAUGAUUUUUGACACUCUACAGCAGGGCUGUCCAAACUCGGUCCUGGAGGGCCGGUAUCCUGCCGAGUUUAGCUCCAACUUGCCU
Sinocyclocheilus grahami is the source of this 1113-nucleotide messenger RNA. RefSeq names its product proteasome activator subunit 2 (gene psme2). The coding region runs from base 226 to 960 and encodes 244 amino acids. Lineage: Eukaryota; Metazoa; Chordata; Actinopteri; Cypriniformes; Cyprinidae. Gene Ontology annotation, molecular function: endopeptidase activator activity. Gene Ontology annotation, biological process: regulation of G1/S transition of mitotic cell cycle; regulation of proteasomal protein catabolic process; positive regulation of endopeptidase activity. The record is from RefSeq and is a predicted model, not a curated record. Gene Ontology annotation, cellular component: cytoplasm; nucleoplasm; proteasome activator complex. The transcript has 11 exons.